Molecule: messenger RNA, 2242 nt
Organism: Brachypodium distachyon (stiff brome)
Lineage: Eukaryota; Viridiplantae; Streptophyta; Magnoliopsida; Poales; Poaceae
Product: peptidyl-prolyl cis-trans isomerase FKBP62
Exons: 11
Coding region: 114-2060 (648 amino acids)
Biological process (GO): protein peptidyl-prolyl isomerization
Cellular component (GO): cytoplasm
Molecular function (GO): peptidyl-prolyl cis-trans isomerase activity; protein binding
Source: RefSeq, a predicted model, not a curated record
ACUUAUCUCGGAAAAUCGCAAGAGGCACACGCACCGCGGUACCCCCAAAAAGAACACACCGCUCCGCACAUUUCCCCUUCUCCAAGCUCCCACCCCGCAGUUUGCACGGAGAAAUGGACGACGACUUCGACUUCCCGACGGCCAACGGCGACGAGAUGACCGGAUCCGCGGACGAGGACGAACAGGCCAUGAAGGACCUGUACGCCGGCGCUGGUGGCGCCGCCGGAGCCGGGGAAGAGGACGAGGAGGAGUAUGACAUUGCGGCGAUGAAAGCGGGAGAGGAGAAGGGGAUCGGGAAGGAGGGGCUGCGGAAGAAGCUUGUGAAGGAGGGCGAGGGGUCGGAACACCCCGGAGCCGGCGACGAGGUCGAAGUGCACUACACGGGGACGCUGAUGGAUGGCACCAAGUUUGACUCCAGUCGGGAUCGCGGCACUCCAUUCAAGUUCACUCUAGGACGAGGCCAAGUUAUAAAGGGAUGGGAUUUGGGCAUCAAGACGAUGAAGAGGGGUGAGAAUGCUAUUUUCACCAUCCCACCAGAGCUUGGAUAUGGUGAAGAUGGCUCUCCUCCAGUCAUCCCUGCAAAUGCAGUGCUGCAGUUUGAUGUUGAACUUCUUUCAUGGGCAAGUGUCAAGGACAUCUGCAAAGAUGGCAGCAUCUUUAAGAAGAUACUAGUUGAAGGCAACAAGUGGGAGAACCCCAAAGACUCUGAUGAAGUUUUUGUUAAGUAUGAGGCGAGACUUGAGGAUGGGAGUAUUAUAUCAAAAUCUGAUGGUAUUGAGUUCACUGUGAAAGAAGGGCAUUUCUGCCCUGCUAUAUCGAAGGCUGUCAAGACUAUGAAGAAGAAUGAAAAGGCCGUCCUUACUGUCAAACCACAAUAUGGCUUUGGUGAGCAAGGCAGGCCAGCCUCUGCAGACAAGGCUGCAGUUCCCCCUGAUGCUACAUUGCACAUUGAUAUUCAGUUGGUGUCCUGGAAGACAGUCACCGAGAUAGGCAAUGAUAAGAAGAUCCAGAAGAAGAUCCUCCAGGAUGGUGAAGGCUAUGAUCGUCCCAAUGAUUGUGCAACUGUGAAAGUGAAACUUAUUGGAAAGUUGGAGGAUGGUACUGUAUUUUUCAAGAAAGGUCAUGAUGGCGAGGAGCCAUUUGAGUUCAAGACUGAUGAGGAGCAAGUUAUUGAGGGACUUGACAAAGCAGUGCUUAGCAUGAAGAAAGGUGAAAUUGCCUUUGUGACUAUUUCCCCCGAGCAUGCGUUUGGAUCUGAUGAAACAAAGCAAGAUUUGGCCGUGGUUCCUCCUAACUCAACUGUUUAUUAUGACCUUGAACUUGUGUCCUUUGAUAAGGAGAAGGAAUCAUGGGAGUUAAAAAGCAACGCCGAGAAGAUUGAAGCGGCUGCUAAGAAGAAAGAUGAAGGGAAUGUAUGGUUCAAGAUGUGCAAGUAUACUAGGGCUUCUAAGAGAUAUGGAAAGGCUUUGAGUUUUAUAGACUACGACAGCUCAUUUAGUGAAGAAGAGAAGCAGCCGUCCAGAGCUCUCAAGGUGAGCUGCAAGCUCAACAAUGCUGCUUGCAAACUGAAACUUAAAGACUACAAGAAAGCGAAGGAACUGUGUACCGAGGUCCUUGAACUUGACAACACAAAUGUGAAGGCCUUGUACAGACGGGCACAGGCACAAACCCAUCUGGUUGAUCUUGAUUUGGCAGAGCUGGAUAUUAAAAAGGCACUAGAAAUAGAUCCAGACAACAGGGAUGUGAAGAUGGGGUACAGGAGGCUAAAGGAGACGGUCAAGCAGUACAACAGAAAGGAAGCUAAAUUCUAUGGGAACAUAAUUGAUAAACUGGGCAAACUGGAAGACACCGAAGCCGAUGUAAGCCGGGUUCCAAGCAAGAAGCACGCGCGGUGGCCAUUGGUACCUCGGCUUAGAAAUUUUUUCACAACCGAUGGCAGUAUCGAGUCCUUGCUGUGGCUCCUGCUGAGGCUGCUGAUCCCAGUGAUGAUAUUAGUUUCGCUGUGUGUGGCUUACUACUUGCAGAGCGAAGUUUCUGAAAUAGACUGCAUUAACUGUUGAUGGCUCGUUUUAUGUGUUAUGAUUACGCAUGAUCUGUCUUUGUUUGUGAAAUGGGGCAGGCAGCUGUUGCCAUCGCUAAUGUAUUCUGAAGCUAUUGUAUGGACGAAUUGUCAAUCUGUCCAGGCGAACUUUUACUGCAUAUACUCACUCUUUUCCAUAAGUGACGUGAAUUUGUGUAAGAA